This is a messenger RNA of Cordyceps fumosorosea ARSEF 2679, 4080 nucleotides long. RefSeq lists its product as hypothetical. The coding region runs from base 1 to 4080 and encodes 1359 amino acids. Lineage: Eukaryota; Fungi; Ascomycota; Sordariomycetes; Hypocreales; Cordycipitaceae. The record is from RefSeq and is a predicted model, not a curated record. The transcript is spliced from 4 exons. Gene Ontology annotation, molecular function: GTP binding.
AUGUCUUCGGAACAGGUGCAUCCCCUUCGAAUCGCCAAAGGCACUACGCCCAAGUCAUCGCCCACAAAGAUGGCUAGCGGUCUCCCCCGCCCUUUGUCCGAGCUCUCGCCCACGGAGAGACGCCGCAACUCGCCCAGCUGGCACCAGAUCGUGUCCCCCAAGCAGAAGCCAACCCUUGGCAACGACUCCUCUCCAUUCCAGUCGUCGCCGCUCGAUGGGGGCUCCUCCCCACGGCACUUCUGGCAGAACCGAAACUCGGAAAACGUGCCCUACGGCGGCGGCCAUACCGCCACCUCCCCUUCGCCACAACGCCGCUCCUCCAUUGAGAGACUGCAGAGAGCUUCCCGAGUCAAGAACAGCAACAUCUUGGCCUUGGAACAGAAGCAGGAAUAUGAUCCCACUCGCAUCCCGACAAUCGAGAGACCGCUCGCAAAGGUCCAAGUAAACAGCCUUGGUUUUUCCACCAGCUCCAGUGCCAGCUCCAGCGGCGGCUUGCGCUCCAUCGAAUCUGAGUACCAGAUCCCCGAAUUCAAACGCAGUGACACUGCUUCUACCACCACCUCCUUCUUUUCUAUUAUGAGCACAAACACCACCACUGGGCCCGUCGCAGCUCCCACCACACCACGCUCCAACCGCGAUCAGUCAGCCAACUCGCCUAACAAGUCGUCUCUCUCCCCGUCCAAGUUCAAGGACUCCUUUGAUCCCAUUACCGGAACCUGGUCUACCCGAACGUCCUACGUUGACGAAGACUUCUCCUCGAGCCGGUCAUCGCAUCGCCAUGUGAAGAGCGUGACCUUUGAUGCUGCUCCCCCACAGAUUAAUGAGUACGAAAUGGCCACACCUGAUCUCUCUUCCAUUGGAACCAACUCACGCGAAGGAAGCUACGAAUCUGACGACACCGACGGUGACCGCGGCUACUACGAUCUCGCUCACGGCGAAAACCUCGAUGAUAGCUUUGACGCAUCCCUCGAAGACACUAUGAAAACUCCAGUUGUUGGCCCGGACGACUAUAGCCCAUACGGCCGUGGCCACGGGCGCUACGAAGCUAGCCCUAAACCUGAUGGCAGUCCUUCCAUGGCGUUGUCUAAUAACCAGAAGAACAAGAACGGUUCAAGCUCAGUCUCAUCCAGCGCUGAGCACCGCCCCCUGCCCCCCGUGCCGAACAGGGGCCACGAGCGCAUCAAGUCGAGCGACUCUUCCUCCGGCCAGUCAACCAGUGCCGAGCACAUGAUCAACUCGGGUCAGCGCAACCUGCCUACGCCUCCACCGGCAAGCAAGUCUGAUAUCCAGAACUUUGGUCACAGCAAGAUGCCUCUUGAAGAGCGUCUCAAGCUGAUGAUGAUGUCUGAUGAUGGGGAUGCUAAGACGGCUGCUGAGCAGCAGCGCGAGCGACGCCUUAGGAGAGGCAGCGCACGCGAGCGCAUCAAUAGCCCCGCGGUGGAGGAGGAGCCCAACGCCCAAGCUUCUGAAGACGCUGAGGCCGAUGACACCAUUGCAGACAUGUCGGCUCUUGGUGACUUCCAGAUGCCCGGCAAAAUCUCUCGCGAAUCCAUCAUGCGUCGUGUUAACGGCAACAAGGUCACUGAGAGCGAAUCUGACUUCAACCUCUCUUCCCCUGCCCAAAGCCCUUCGCGCAGUGCCGAGAGAAACUUUGACGUCUCUGUUAUUCCCGAGGACCCCGAUAUCCCAAUCCCAUCCACAGAAGACUCCAUGAUUGAGGAAGACACCAUUGUCGAGGAUGGCAGCGUCAUUAUUACGAGAAACCCGUCGGACUACGGAAACGAUGCAUUGGAUCUGUACGACGAGGAGGAUGAAAUCAGCAUCUUGCCCGAUGACGAUACAUAUGAAGAAGAUAUGCACCACGCUGAGCAGGAUGAACAGGCUGAGUAUGCUCCGGAAGGAGAAGCCAUCGUGGAUGAGACACCCCGACUCGCCCCGCCUGCUGAGCCUCCUGCGUCCCCCGAGCCCGUCAGCCUCCAGCCGCAGCCUAUUCUUGAGCCCGUGAAGCCUACGCUGAACCCGCCUUCCCUCACGAAGCGGCCUGCCACCCCAGAGAAGGGCUUCUCUAAGCCUGAGUAUGACGGUAGUGGCUGGGGCGAUGACGAUGAAUAUGCCGAUGAGCCUGAGAGCCCCGGCUCCGUCAUUCAUCACCCUGUCGACGAUGAGGAAGAUCUUUUUGAUGAGUGCCCAGUGUCACCCGUGGAACCACCCGUCAUUCCUGAGAGACUGGCCACCAUCAAGGCGUCCGGCUCCAAGCUCAAGACAAGAGUCUCCAACACGCCAGCUGACAUGGCUUCUAUGCGUGAGGCUCGUCGGCUAGCAAGCCAGGAAGUACCGAUUGUGCCCCCGAUUCCACAAAAGCAUAAAAACCGUCUUUCCAAGGAUAUGUCCGUGCAGCUGGAGGAUGGUGAUGAUCCAUUCGUUGAGCGCCACUCCAGCUUCAAGAACCGCAGCCUGACUCUGGACCUUGAUACUGGUCUCAGCCUCGACAAGGACUUUGAGAGAGUUAUUGAAGGCCAAAAGCGCGGCUAUCUCAUGCGUCAGAAUACGAAGCUGGUGGCGGCUAGCGACAAAGAUGGCGAGGACACCCGCAAGACGCGCUCUGCCAACAACUCCCCGAUCAAGCACGAUCGACCGCCGUCUUGGACUGUUGAGCCAUGGAACCCCGCUGUCCGCAAGAAGAGCACCAGCUCCAAGGCAAUCAGCUUUGCUGGUUCUGUCCCUCCUCUUCCCGGUCAAGAUAGCAACAGUAUCCCCACUCGGUCGAUUCCCGAGGAAGACAUGAGCAUGGAUGCGACUACUCUGGACGGUGCGGAGAGAGGCCGUCUGUUUGUCAAGGUCAUGGGAGUCAAGGAUCUUGACCUGCCUCUGCCAAGAAAUGAACGCACUUGGUUCAGCCUGACUCUCGACAACGGCGUUCACUGUGUUACUACUUCGUGGUUGGAGUUGGCCCGCAAUGCGCCUAUUGGCCAAGAGUUUGAGCUGGUCGUGCCCAACGACUUGGAGUUCCAGCUGACUCUCAACGUGAAACUUGAGAAGCCUGCAUACCUCAGCUAUCCUGUUCCUGUCAAGAGUGGCAAGUCCAAGACCUCGGCAUUUAGCAAAGUUUUUGCUUCUCCCAAGAAGCGCAAGGAAAUUGAGCUCCGUCAACGAGAGGAGGAACGUAUCGCAAAGCAGCACCAGGAGGCUCUCGCGCGCCAGAAAAAUGGGACACCUUCCGCUUAUGAGCUCCUAUCUCCUCUUGUUGCCGAGGUGGACGGCAGCUUCGCUCGCUCUUACGUUUGCCUCAAGGAGCAUGAAAAUCGAUGCUUUGGACGCCCAUACAUGGCUGAGGUUGUUUGCUUCAAUGAGUGGGCCGAGGAAGAGGAGUCGUUCGCUUGCAGCGUAAAGAGCAAGCGAGGGCCUGGCGCCGUUGUCCGCCGGGCCCCAUACAAGAUUGGCAAGCUCGAACUGCAGCUGCUGUUUGUGCCCAGACCUAAGAACAUAAGCGAUGAUGAAAUGCCCAAGAGUAUGAACUCGUGCAUCCGAGAGCUUAGAGCGGCUGAAGAAAGACUGGCUAGAAGCUGGGAAGGUCACCUAAGUCAACAAGGAGGCGACUGUCCUUACUGGCGCAGAAGAUAUUUCAAGCUGUCCGGCGCACGUCUAACUGCUUACCACGAAUCGACGCGACAACCGCGCGCUACAAUCAACCUGAGCAAUGCGAAGCGCUUGAUUGAUGACAGACGCGCGUUGACGGAAAAGGAGACGACAGUCAAGGGUGGCAAGCGUCGCAGAUCAGCGUUUGCAGAAGAAGAAGAGGGCUACAUGUUUGUCGAGGAAGGGUUUCGCAUACGCUUCAACAAUGGCGAAGUCAUUGACUUUUAUGCGGACACGGCUGAGGACAAAGAUGGUUGGAUGAGAGUGUUGCAGGAAGUGAUUGGCCGGGGGGCCAGCAGUGUAGAUGACGACGGCGGUCCACGAUCCCGUGCAAAGUGGUGCGAAGUUGUUCUGAAGAGAGAGGAGCAGCUUCGGCGACGAGCAGAACGGAAAUCGAGCCACAGCCGCAGCAAGAGUGUGCAGAGCGGCGGUACUCUGUUUUAA